AUGGCCGCUCCUCUCUACACAAGCCAGCUGACGAGUUCCUCCUACCUCAGCGACGGCCUCGGGCCAGCUCUACCAUGCCGCGACUUCAGUGGCAAGAUCUUGAUCGCAACAGUCGGCCUUCCAGCUCGUGGCAAGACGCAUCUGUCGCAUGCUCUCGAACGCUAUCUGCGCUGGCUUGGUGUCCGAUGCGCCGUUCUGUCAUUGGGCGACUAUCGCCGCAAGGUUCUCGGUGGCGCUGAAAAGGUGCCUGCCGACUACUUUAAGUCAGGUCCAAAGAGCGCAGAGACGGAAGCGUUACGGAAGCGCAUCUUAGAUGAUUUCGAUGCGCAAGUGGUAGACUUCUUCAAAUCAGGCGGUCAGGUUGUCAUCUACGACGCCAACAAUGGCACCCAGGCGAGGAGGAUGGCUAUUCGGGAGACAUUCGGCAAAGGUCUAGGGAUUCAUGUCAUGUUCCUAGAGAGCAUUUGUACAGACCAGGCUAUCGUCGAAGCGAACAUCAGAAGCGUGAAGAUUUCGAGCCCCGAUUACGGAUCAUGGGAUCCAGAAAACGCUGUCAAAGACUUCAAGAACCGAAUUAAAGGACACGAAGCUUUCUACGAGCCGAUCGAGCAGCCAUCUUUCCCCUACAUCAAGGUCAUCAAUGUCGGCCAGCAGAUCAUUGUCAACAACAUUCAGGGUUACCUGCAGUCGCGAGUCGUCUUCUUCUUGAUGAAUAUUCACAAUCGACAAAGGACCAUCUACCUGGCGCGAGCAGGCGAGGCGCUGAUCGAGCACCUGUACAAGGCCGAUGCCGACCUCAGCUCGCUCGGCUGGGAGUACGCCGAGAAGCUUUGCGAAUAUGUGCAGGAGGUGCGGCACCAGAGAAAAGAGGCGAGCUUGGAGCGAGCAAAGGGAGGUGUCAUGACACCGGGAGGCCAUGAGCCUGGCACUGGUCCAGGAGAGGAGGGACGACCAUUGGAGGUCUGGACGUCUGCCCGACGCCGAUCGUCGCACACGGCACUGCCAUUCACCGAACGGGGCUACCGGGUCAUCGAGAGGUCGCAAUUAAGCGAGAUGAAUCCCGGCAUAGUCGACGGAAUGAGUGUGGACGAGAUCAAGGCACGCUUUCCUGAUGAAUGGGAAAAGAAGCUCAACGAGCCCUACUCGCAUCGCUUUCCCCGAGCGGAAAGCUAUCACGACCUAUCGGUCCGUCUGGAGCCGAUCAUCUUCGAAUUAGAGCGCGCGGCCGACGAUGUUCUCAUCAUUGGCCAAUCCUCUGUGCUUCGAUGCCUUAUCGCCUACCUCCAGGGACGCAAACCCAACGAGAUCCCUCUGAUUCAGGUUCACGAGGGUGACCUCAUUGAGAUUAGCCCGCAGGCAUACGGCGUCAAGACGAACAUCCUACCAUUCUGGGAUCCGGUCACUAAACGCAAAGAAAGGGAUGAGGCGUACUUCCGAGGGAAGGAUCAAGGUCAAGGAUCGUUAGCCACCGACGAGGAAGAUGAGGACGCUCAUCACAACGAGAUGCCUGACAUCCACUCGCUACCUUUACAUGCGCUUGAGGGUCAAUCGUCUGAUGCUCCCGAGCCGCUGGGAUCUGCACUUGGUCUCGCCAAAGGACGUGAGCGCUCCGGUAGUGCCAGCUCAAGCAGCACAGCGUCUGGUGGGCGCAGUGCUCGGCAAGACGAUGUCAACAAAACUUUGACCGCCGAAGACUACGAUCGCCUGUCCAAGGAUGAGCGCAGCACUUACGAUGCCCGGCAAGCUGAAAAGGAGGCAAAGGAGCAGGCUGGGCUUCCCUACCAGUGGAGUCAGACGCUCGACUCUGUCAGCCUCACCUUUGGUGUUCCGUCCGGCACUCGGGGUAAAGACAUCGGUGCAAGUCUCAAGCGCAAGUCGAUUUCGUUUGGCCUCAAAGGACAUGAGAGGAAAGUGGUAGACGGAGAUCUGUUCGAUACGAUCAAGGAAGAAGACAGCACGUGGAGCGUGAGCGAUGGCACCGUCGAGGUCCAUCUUGAGAAAGUUUCGCGGGAGCGGUGGUGGCCCCAUGUCCUCACAAAGGACCCGAAGAUCGACACCACGAAGAUCAACCCAGAGUCGAGCAAAUUGAGUGAUCUGGACGCAGAGUCACGCGCGAUGGUCGAGAAGAUGAUGUAUGAUAAUCGGCAGAAGCAGAUGGGAAAGCCCACCUCUGACGAAACAAAGAAGCUCGAGGCCCUCGAGAAGUUCAAGAAGCAGCACCCCGAGAUGGAUUUCUCGAAUGUCAAGAUGACAUGAAUCGGAAAUCAGAGGGAAUUCUAUGUUAUUGCGAGCGGAAAUUUGACUUUUGAGUGUGACUAGGAAACUCUCUUACUUCGCAACGAUGCCAGCGAGUUC
Acaromyces ingoldii is the source of this 2355-nucleotide messenger RNA. Its product is annotated as 6PF2K-domain-containing protein. Gene Ontology annotation, cellular component: cytosol. The coding region runs from base 1 to 2256 and encodes 751 amino acids. Gene Ontology annotation, molecular function: ATP binding; 6-phosphofructo-2-kinase activity; fructose-2,6-bisphosphate 2-phosphatase activity. The record is from RefSeq and is a predicted model, not a curated record. The transcript has 12 exons. Gene Ontology annotation, biological process: fructose 2,6-bisphosphate metabolic process; fructose metabolic process. NCBI's taxonomy places the organism in Eukaryota, Fungi, Basidiomycota, Exobasidiomycetes, Exobasidiales, Cryptobasidiaceae.